ACUGUUCAAGCCCAAGUGUAACAAGAGUUCGCCAGACUGCUGGAAACAGUUUGUUUACAGGCAGAGGCCCUCAGACUGUCCUAAUAUAUGUGGCUGAUGUAAAUCUCCUGUUGUGUUUUAGUUGAGCGUUGAGUUUAUUUGUGAUUUAUCUUCAGAUUAACCUUUUUACUGUUGGACUGCUUUUAGUUGAUGUCCCACUAAUUACUGUUGGGCAAUUAAACACAGGCUGUGUCCUGUAGUGUACAUAUAAACACAGCCUCCACAGAAACUCGUUAUUAGUGAGAUAUUAGCGGCGGGAGGCCUCAAUUUUUAUAAAACAGAGCAGUUUGAGAAGCUGCUGUUGCUGCUGCUCUUCGCUCCGCUCCGCUGUGGAGGUGACGAACUCCCGCCGCCAUCUUGAAGCGGAGCCCGUUCACAGCCCGCCGCGCUGAGGAGGAACUAUGCCGCGGGGCCGACCACGAAAACAAGGGGGCAGUGGCCCCGGGAGCGCAGAUGGAGGUGAGGAGCUAAAAGCUGAUGGUUCUUGUGGUGUGGAGCACAGGUGCAGCAUCUGCUCUCAGACCUACAGCACAGAGAAUCAGCUGCACAGACACCUGCGUGAUCAUGAGGUCAAUGACAAGCCUCAUCGCUGUGACCUCUGCCCCCAGUCCUUUAACAUGGAGUUUAACCUCCGGCUCCAUAAAUCCACACACAACAAUGCUGACCCCACCUGUCCUGUGUGUGAUAAGAAAUUCUCCAGAGUGGCCAGCCUUAAGUCCCACAUCAUGGUGCACGAGAAAGAAGAGAACUACCUGUGUUCGGAGUGUGGAGAUGAGUUCAUCCUUCAGAGUCAGCUGUCCCUGCACCUGGAGGAACAUCGAAAAGAACUUUCAGGAACCAAGGUGUAUAACUGCAGGACCUGCGGCAAAGAGUUCACAUCAGGCUCCCUGCUGAAGGAGCACAUGAAGACCCACAUCAAGAUCAGACCCAUUAUAACCACGUCAAGAAACUACAAGAAGAGCAUAGAUCGGAGCGGCUUCACCAACACCUGCCAUCACUGUGGAAAAACGUUUAAAAAACCCAGCCAGCUUGUCCGACACAUUCGCAUUCACACAGGAGAGCGGCCGUAUAAGUGCAGUCACUGUGAAAAAUCGUUUAACCAGAAGGUGGUGCUGCAGACCCACAUGGUGCGACACACUGGAGAGAAACCCCAUCUGUGCAUGCUCUGCCCCGCCUCCUUCUCACAGAAAGGAAACCUGCACUCACACGUCCAGAGGGUACACUCUGAGUGUGCAGGUGGGCCUGUGUACCCCUGUAUGGACUGCAGCUGUGUGUAUAAGAAAUUGGGCAGUUUAAAUGCUCACAUCAGUAAAAUGCACAUUUCAAUCUUGGAGGUGGAGGAGUCAGCCAGCACCCAGGAGGGUGUGGAGCCUGGGCAGGAAGGAGCAGCUGAGGGGGCAGAGGGGGUCACCGAUGUGAUCCAGCAGCUUCUUGAACUAUCCGAACAAGUAACAAACGACAGCACCCAGGCUCCGCCCCCUGGGCCCACCAUUACCAUGGAAACAGCCAUCAACCAGGACAUUCUGCAGCAAGCCCUGGAGAACAGUGGUCUCAGUGCCAUCCCAGUGCAGUCCGACACACAGAGCAGUGCGGGUUCCAGGCCCGACCCUGCAGUUCCUGUCCCGGCCACAGGGGGUUCCAGCACACCCAGCCAGAAACCAGCCACAACUCAUAAAGUGCUAAAGAAGGAAAAGAGGAGCAUCUUUAAAAAACCUAUACAGAUGCCAGGCACCAUUAGAGAGGAGCGCGGGGUGCGCUGGCACGGCUGCCCGUACUGCUCUAAAGAGUUUAAGAAGCCCAGUGACCUGGUGCGGCACAUCCGCAUACACACGCACGAGAAGCCGUUCAAGUGUAAGCAGUGUUUCAGAGCGUUCGCAGUGAAGAGCACGCUUACUGCACACACCAAGAUACACACCGGUAUCAAAGCCUUCCAGUGCCAGUACUGCAUGAAGUGCUUCUCCACGUCUGGCAGCAUGAAGGUCCACAUGAGGCUGCACACGGGUGUGCGGCCGUUCCCCUGUCCUCACUGUGACAAAAUCUUUCGGACGUCGGGUCACAGGAAAACGCACGUCGCUUCACACUUCAAAAACAUCCAACAGAAAAAACACAAAUUCCCUAGAAAACCUCACCGAAACAGAGCAGCCAAAAGCAGCCUUCCAGUGCCCGAUAUACCACUGCAGGAGCCAAUACUCAUCACAGACCUGGGGCUGAUGCAGAGCCAGAACCCACGGGCUGCUCUUCAACAGUACCUGGAGAUGGUGGACCGGCCGUAUAAGUGCAACUUCUGCAGUAAAUCCUACAAGAAAUCCAGCCAUCUCAAACAGCAUGUCAGGGCUCACACUGGAGAGAGGCCGUAUAAGUGUGUGCAGUGCAGUAAAGGCUUUGCAUCAUCCGGCGUGUUGAAGGCUCAUAUCCGUACACACUCCGGCCUGAAGGCAUAUAAGUGUCUGCUGUGUGACACAACCUUCACCACCAACGGCAGCCUGCGGCGUCACAUGACCACACACAGCGACAUCCGACCAUACAUGUGUCCCUACUGCCAGAAAACCUUUAAAUCAUCACCCAACUGCAGGAAGCACAUGAAAACACACAGGUAUGAACUGGCUCAGCAGCUCCGACAGCAGGGCUCGUCAGAGGCUGCACCUCUGGAGGACCCCAUGGGCGGGGUCAGCGCAGUGGACGGAGCCAACUCUGUGGAGGACCCGAUGGGCGGGGCUAAUGCAGUGGAACACACAAUGGGAGGAGCCAGUACGGUAGCACAUGACCUUCAGGUGGAAAUGCAGGUGGGGCCUACGGGGCUAAACCAGUCCACUUCUACCAUGGGGGCGGAGCCUCAGGCCAUGCUGCAGGUAGUGGGUGGAGGCCAGCAGGUGGCGCUGCAGACACAGCUCGGGGACAGCACGCUGGUGCAAGAUGCAGACACGUUUGUGAGCACACAGCACAUUAGCCAGUAUGAAACUCCAGCACUUCCACAGCCCACGUACGACCAGCAGCCACUGACGCAAGGAUUCUCCAUCACUGAAGGAUUUUCCCAGCAGCCCUCACUCUCCACUGUGCAGCAGCUACAAGAUUCCAGUACACUGGAGUCACAAGCUCUAACCUCAACAUACCACACACAGAGCUUACUCACCCAUGAGGCGGCUAGUUUACUGCAGGAGACAGCUGAGGGCCAGUUGCAGUUGAGCAGGCAGACGGACCAGUACCAUGAUGAAGAGGAAAACAGGAGAGCUUACAGGUGCAACAUGUGUGAUAAAGGGUUUAAGAAGUCCAGCCACCUGAAGCAGCAUGUUCGCUCACACACCGGAGAGAAGCCGUACAGGUGUAACCUCUGCGGCCGGAGCUUCGUUUCUGCAGGAGUGCUCAAAUCCCACCUCAACACACACACAGGUGUAAAAGCUUUCAAGUGUAAUGUGUGCGACUCUUCCUUCACCACUAAUGGCAGUCUGAAUCGACACAUGAUCAUCCAUAUGAACACCAAGCCCUUCAAGUGCUCUCAGUGUGUUGAAAGCUUCCGCACACACUUGUUACGCAGGAAACACAUGAAGCUUUUCCAUGCCAUCGGAUCCAGAGUGCUGGACGGGGAAGAGGCAGGUGAGGAGGACUCUGGUACAGAACAAUCCAUGAUGAAGAGGAACCGGGCAGGCAUCAUCACCUUCACCGAGGAGCAGACAGCCGAGCUGGCCAAGAGGGAGCCUGGGGACAGCGCCUCUGUUUCUGAGAAGGUUCUGGUCCAGUCGGCUGCAGAGCGAGACCGCAUCAGUGAGAUAAAGGACAAAGCAGUGGUUCUGGACCUGGAGCCCAAGUUUGCCAACCGCUGCCAGUACUGCCCAAAAAGCUUCAAAAAGCCCAGUGACCUGGUCAGACACAUCCGGAUUCACACUGGAGAAAAGCCAUAUAAGUGUGACGAGUGUGGGAAGAGUUUCACAGUGAAAUCAACGCUAGACUGCCAUGUAAAGACACACACAGGUCAGAAGCUGUUUAACUGCCACAUGUGCAACACCUCGUUCUCCACGAAGGGCAGUCUGAAGGUGCACAUGCGUCUGCACACCGGAUCCAAGCCUUUCAAGUGUCCGUACUGCGAUCUGCGCUUCCGCACAUCCGGCCAUCGCAAAACACACAUUCAGUGCCACAUGCGGCAGGGUAUGGAGGGCAGAAAGAUCAGGCGUGGUGGCGAGAGGGCAGUGGGUUCAACCAGUCAGAACCAGUCUCAUACCCAGGCUCCGCCCAGCCAGCAGAGUUCCACGGUGGCAGAACCACUGCCCCCUGUAGGCCUGCUGCAUACUGCACCCACUGACCCCCACAUCUAUAUCCCCACCAACCCUGUUCUCACCGGCCAGUACGAGCCAACGCUGCUGCAGCAAGGCAUUGUGGGACAGGCAAUGCUGCCUGCAACUAUGUCAGCAGGUGGUGAUCUGACCGUCUCCCUGACCGAAGGUUUGGCCACUUUAGAGGGAAUUCAGUUGCAGCUCGCCCCAGCCAGCCUCCUCUGCCCCAAUGUACAGAUCUCCGGCAUCGACACAACAAACAUCAACAACAUUACACUGCAGAUCGACCCCAGUAUCCUUCAGCAGACCCUGCAGCAGAGUGGUCUUCUCUCACACACCCUAACUGGAGAUUCUCACACUCAUUCCGCCACACACCUGCUGGCAACCACCGGUGAAGCUUCCGUUCCCGCCAACGUCGUCAUCCAGCCAAUCAGCAGCCUGCCUUUACAGACUCCACCCACUCCAGCCAGUGUCACUAUCGGCAGCCUUACAGAACAGGACAACACAGGUUCGGAGCAGCUGGCCCAAGUAGUUGGGGGCGGAGCCGGAGGCCCAGAGAUCACACUCACAAUCAGUAACUCCAGCCUCACCCAGGCACUCACACACUCGCAUGCACACUCCGCCAAUACACCAGCCAGCAGCAACCAGGAGAUCACACUCACCAUCUCAGGCCAGGAUCUGUUGGCCCAGUCCUGCGGUAAUGCUGGAGCAGACGUGGGCGGACCAUUGAGACUGACUGCACCUCAUACCAGCCUCAGUUCUGAGCAGCUCCUCCCACAUAGCCCCACCCCCAGUAGCAUGGCAGUUACCACGCUAGCCCCCAGCACCUCUCUCUCUCAGAACCUUGAGAUGUCCUCAGCAGGCGUGGUCAGUGACGGCAGCGUCACGCUCACCCUCGCAGACACACACAUGCUGGAUGCAGUCACACUCAACCUGAACACACAGGGUCAGCCAUUUCCAGCUGUGGGUGAAGAAGGCUCAGCGGUGCAGUCGGCCCGCAACACACAGCAGGUUAUACUGGUCAAUCACCCAGCAGACAGCGCAGCGCAGCAUGAGAUGGAUGAAGACCAUGCUGAAGUGAAGGGGUCAGAUCUGGAUGUUCAUCAGUGUUUCUACUGCAGUCAGACGUUACCCACGGCAAAUGCUCUGCGGCGGCACUGCAGGACCACGCAUGGCAAGGAGCGCUGCCACGUGUGCCGCGUGUGCAGCAAGGCUUUCAAACGUGCAACGCACCUAAAGGAGCAUGAAUACGUUCAUCUGAAUGGUCCAACUCUAAGCUCUCAGAAGCCUCGUGUGUUUAAAUGCUCCAGCUGUGACAAAGCCUUCGCCAAACCCAGCCAACUGGAGAGACACGUCCGCACACACACAGGUGAACGACCCUUCAAGUGUGCGCAGUGUGACAAAGCGUUUAAUCAGAAGAGUGCUCUGCAAGUCCACACGGUCAAACACACCGGCCAGAAACCGUACAAGUGUGAGGUGUGCACCAUCAGCUUCACCCAGAAGAGCAACAUGAAGCUGCACAUGAAGAGGUCACACGGCUACGGGAAGCAGUCAGAGGGGGAUCGAGAGGUGGACCCAGACCAGGAGUGUGUGUCUGAUCCUCCACAGGCUGCAUCCUCCACGGACAAGACUUCAGCAGAACUGGAACCAGGCGGAGAUUGGCAGUGUGCCAUUCCCAACGUCUUCCCCUAAAACCAACUAAACCUCCUAAACCUGCUGCAUUCUGGACGCUCACUUUAUCAAGGGCACUGCAUCGACGCAUCAAUUCCCUUAAAUGCUGUUUAAUCUCCUUUAAGACAUUAAAUCUUCCCCUAAAUCUCACACUUUCAUCCACUAAAUUGUACACACCAAACUGUUUCAGUGAAUACUACAGAACUAUCUCACUGAAAAAUCUACAGAGCUAUCUUUCCACAGACUUCAAAUUCAGAGGUGGGCAAAUCCAGGUCUGAAGGACAGAUUCCUGCACAGAUUUGUGCUUUUCCUGCUGAAGCACACCUGAUACAAAUCCCAUGUUAAUUAAUCCCAAGUUUAGUAGGUCUGAAUAGUAGGCUUUAUUCAAACUGCCAUUCUAAAUCUUAUUAUUUUGUAUACAGUUUGAUUUUUGAUAGUCUAGACAGCCUGAAACCACAUGAAAUCCAAAAUCUGAUUUUUUUUUUCAGUUUGGACAUUACAAUUGUAUUUUCUUGGGACCCCGCACUUAUGACACUAGAUUUGUUAAAGACAUAAAUUGUCAUGUAAGUGAUCAGCAUAAAAGACAUACUGUAAUCUGAUUAGAGUGUCCAGAUCAUCCAUACUGAGAAGCAUCUGUACAAAUCUUUACAAAUCUUCAAGUGGUUUGGAUAUGAUGUGCAACAAAAAUUGAUUUAAUAUGGUUUUUAGUUUUUUUUCUUUCCAGACUAUUAAAGUUCUAUCUGAAUACAAUCUACAGCUCUGGAAAAAAUAAGAGACCACUUCAAUUUCUGAAUCAGUUUCUCUGAUUUUGAGUAAAAUGAACAUGUAUGUUUUAUUUUAUUUAUAAAAAUAUUGUCAUUCAGAGCAUUUAUUUGCAGAAAAUGAGAAAUGGCUGAAAUAACGAAAAAGACGCAGAGCUUUCAGACGUCAAAUAAUGCAAAGAAAGCAAGUUCAUAUUCAUAAAGCUUUAAGAGUUCAGAAAUCAAUAUUUGGUGGAGCAAACCUGUUUUUUAGUUACAGUUUCAUGCAUCUCUGGCAUGGUCUCCUCCACCAGUCUUACACACUGCUUUUGGAUAAUUUUGUGCCUUUACUCCUGGUACAUAAUUUCAAGCAGUUCAGCUUGGUUUGAUGGAUUGUGAUCAUCCAUCUUCCUCUUGAUUAUAUUCCAGAAGUUUUCAAUUUGGUAAAAUCAAAUAUUUUUUUUUCCAGAGCUGUAGAUAUGCCAAAAUCUGAUUUCAUGUCAUUAUUGGAUGUUCUUUGAAUUGUCACAUAUCUGGAUUCAGAUCUGUAUACAGUUUAGACAUGUCAAAUAUCAGAUUUGGACUGGCAGUGUGUGCAUAACCAUAUAUUGUAUAUUAUAUAUUAUAGGAGCUCUCCAGAUACAGAUC
Messenger RNA from Astyanax mexicanus (Mexican tetra), 7363 nucleotides. Its product is annotated as zinc finger protein 236. The transcript has 32 exons. Gene Ontology annotation, cellular component: nucleus. Gene Ontology annotation, biological process: regulation of transcription by RNA polymerase II. The record is from RefSeq and is a predicted model, not a curated record. Gene Ontology annotation, molecular function: RNA polymerase II cis-regulatory region sequence-specific DNA binding; DNA-binding transcription factor activity, RNA polymerase II-specific. Lineage: Eukaryota; Metazoa; Chordata; Actinopteri; Characiformes; Acestrorhamphidae. The coding region runs from base 441 to 5996 and encodes 1851 amino acids.